UUCAUCCCAGGUUUAUUAAAGUACGAGGGGGAGAGCUCUCCAAGCUGGGAUGAUGAAAGUGGAAAGGAAAAGCUCUGUAUUGCAGAAGAAAAUAGACAUUUGGGUAGAAGCAACACAGCAGGGAAGCGAAUAACUUGUGCUGAAUGCCAAAGGACAUUUUCAAAAAUUGGCAACCUGAAAGCCCACAUGAGAACUCAUACAGGAGAAAAACCAUUUACUUGCCCUACAUGUCAAAGAAGUUUUACUCAAGUAUCUAAUUUAAAAAAUCACAUGAGAACUCAUACGGGAGAGAAACCAUAUACUUGCUCUGUAUGUCAAAGAAGUUUUUCUGAUUCAGGUGCCCUCAAAUGUCACAUGAGAACUCAUACGGGAGAGAAACCAUAUACUUGCUCUGUAUGUCAAAGAAGUUUUUCACAUCAAAGAAGUCUUAUAGUACACACGAGAACUCAUACGGGAGAGAAACCAUUUACUUGCCCUACAUGUCAAAGAAGUUUUACUCAAGUAUCUAAUUUAAAAAAUCACUUGAGAACUCAUACGGGAGAGAAACCAUAUACUUGCUCUGUAUGUCAAAGAAGUUUUUCUGAUUCAGGUGUUCUCAAAUGUCACAUGAGAACUCAUACGGGAGAGAAACCAUAUACUUGCUCUGUAUGUCAAAGAAGUUUUGCUCAUUUACCUCAUUUAAAAUCUCACAUGAGAACUCAUACGGGAAAGAAACUGUAUAUUUGUUCUGUAUGUCAAAGAAGUUUUUCUGAUUCAAGUGCUCUCAAAUGUCACAUGAGCACUCAUACGGGAGAGAAACCAUUUACUUGCUCUAUGUGUCAAAGAAGUUUUACUCAAUUACCUAAUUUAAAAACUCAUAUGAUAACUCAUACAGGAGAGAAACUGUAUACUUGCUCUACAUGUCAAAGAAGUUUUUCUCACCAAAGUGAUUUCACAAAACACAUGACAACUCAUACGGGACAGAAACCAUUUACUUGCUCUAUUUGUCAAAGAAGUUUUCCUGAGUCAGGUACUCUCAAAAAUCACAUGAGAACUCAUACGGGAGGGAAACCAUACACUUGCUCAAUAUGUCAAAGAAGCUUUUCUCAAUUAUCUUAUUUAAAACCUCACAUGAAAACUCACAUGGGAGAGAAACCAUAUACAUGCUCUGUAUGUCAAAAAAGUUUUUCUCGAUCAAAUUAUCUCAAAACACACACGAGAACUCAUACGGGAGAGAAACCAUUUACUUGCUCUCUAUGUCAAAGAAGUUUUAAUCAA
This is a messenger RNA of Macrobrachium nipponense, 1257 nucleotides long. Its product is annotated as gastrula zinc finger protein XlCGF57.1-like. Gene Ontology annotation, cellular component: nucleus. Gene Ontology annotation, biological process: regulation of gene expression. The record is from RefSeq and is a predicted model, not a curated record. The transcript has a single exon. The annotation marks the transcript as partial. Lineage: Eukaryota; Metazoa; Arthropoda; Malacostraca; Decapoda; Palaemonidae.